CUAGCACCAAAAGCCACCCACUCGUCCAUUCGUCGUCCGCCGCAUCUUGUCUCCAGUCUCCCAGCUCUCCUCCCCCCCAUCCCCGCCCCCUGCGUCCUAGCGGAGCCCUACAAGGACAAGAGAGAGACAAGCUGUGACAGAAACUGGCUUGCACCGCGCGUUCAAGUCUCUUCGAGUCUGGACCGUCUAGACCUGCCCAUGGGUCCCUGCUUCGACAGGCCGCUCAAUCCUGCACUCAUUGAUCACGAAGUCAAUUCAAUUUCCGCUCUGUUUCUAAUACUCACCAUAGGUCGCAGGCGAGCUUCAAGGUUUUUUCUCGCAAUAUCAACCGCCACAUGGUCGGCCACUCAUCUACCGUGUACGGGUUGCGCCCACUCGGUGGCCUGUCAGUCGCCCUCCCUGUCACCAGCUCUUCUUCACUAG
Colletotrichum lupini is the source of this 423-nucleotide messenger RNA. RefSeq lists its product as uncharacterized. The annotation marks the transcript as partial. The record is from RefSeq and is a predicted model, not a curated record. NCBI's taxonomy places the organism in Eukaryota, Fungi, Ascomycota, Sordariomycetes, Glomerellales, Glomerellaceae. The transcript has a single exon.